Molecule: messenger RNA, 1148 nt
Organism: Gossypium arboreum
Lineage: Eukaryota; Viridiplantae; Streptophyta; Magnoliopsida; Malvales; Malvaceae
Exons: 4
Coding region: 247-1098 (283 amino acids)
Source: RefSeq, a predicted model, not a curated record
GGUCUUAACCAGCUCCUACAUUAGAUUAGUGGAUGUCAAAAAAGUUUAUUUGAUUGAUACAUGUCAAAAUCUCAGCAACUGAGACGAUAAACACUUGAUUGCUUUGCUCUCAUUCUUCCAAUCCUUAUUUUGUAUUAACCCCAAUUUGCAGAAAUGUCAUAAACUUGUGGCAGUGAAGCGAAAACAGUGGCCAAAUGUUGUAUUCUUGAAGAAUGAUAAUGACAUUUAAGCCACCUGGAACGGAUAAUGAGUCCAAGCCUUCUACCUUGGAUUUCCAACACUUUUAGCUGCCCGAGGAUCUUCUGUUUUGAAAAGAUGGAAAGAGAUGAAGGAUUGAGGACUUUAGUGUGCUUGAGAGGAAGGCUUCUUGCAGAGAGACAAGCUUCAAAGACUGCAAAAGAAGAUGCUGAACUUAUGGGAAAUAAGGUAAUAGAACUUGAGAAAAAACUCAAAGAAGAGACCAAACUAAUGAACAAAGCUGAGAAGAGGCUCAAACUGUUGAGGAAGAAGCUUGAGUCCCUCAAGUUAGUGCCUAGUUUGGAAGAAUCAGAGCACUCUGCAGCAGUUUCUUGUGUUUCAUCCACAAGCAGUUCAGGUACCAAAAACCCGGAAAGAACAGCUUCCAAGUCUCAAAAUGCAGUUCCAGGAAUUUUAAAAAAUAUGGAGGAAAAUGCAUCAGACACCACUACAUCUAUACCAAGCUUUAAAAUUUCUUUCAGCAGAGAAAAUUCUUUUUCUUCACGUGAAAACUCCAGUUUUAAAUCAAGCUCAGUCCAUGAAGAUCCAAAGGUUGAUGACACAAGGACGAGCUCUUCAAGCCUGAAAGCUUCAACAAUGGAGAUUGAUAUGAAUGGAAGAAAUGAGAAGUAUGAGGAUGAUGAUUAUGUUGAUAACUCAUUGGCACUGGUUCCUCUAAUCCUACCAGAAACAAAGGUGGCCUCUCAGAUAAAGGUAGUGAGCAGAAGUAUAGGUGAAGUUCUUGAUACACUAAGGCAAGCCAAGGGAAGAAUUCAGAGCUCAAUGGAAAGAAGACAAAUGAAUAAGGGUAGGGCCAUCUUGAAUUCAUGCAAAGUAAACAGUAAUUAUUAUGGCAUUUAGAUAAAUAAAACACAAAGUGACAGAUGUUCUCUCGCGCAUUGAAACAUAAA